AAAUAAAUACCGAUAAAGAUGAUAAUAAUCAAGAUGAUCGAGUUCAAAAUAAAGUUGAUGAUAAUAAUGAUUCUGAUGAUUUAACAACAAAAACAACAUUGGUUGAUCAAUCCAAUGAAUCAACCGCAAUAAACGGAUUGACAAAUGAUAAUGAAUCGGAUAAUGAAAUACAAAAUGAUAGUGAACAACAAUUGAAUGAUGAAAACAAAAACGAUGAAAAUGAAUCUAAAGACGAAAUUGAUGAUAAAAUGGAAACUGAUAAGCCAGAGAUCAAUGAAGAAGAAGAGAAAAAUAAUGAUGACCAACAGAAUGCUGACCAAGAUGAUAAAGAGGAUUCAACACAAGAUUCAACAAAUGAUAUGAAUGAUGAAAUGGAGGAUUUGACAACAGUGGUCAAAUCUGAAAUCAAAGAAAAACCAGGUGAUAGCGAAGAGAAAGAAACGGAAAAAGAAGAGGUGAAAAAAUCUCCAUCAGAAGUUAUUAAUGAACAAGAUGAAAUGAUCACAUUGGAUCUAUCGAAAUCAUUACCGAAUGGAUCACAAACAAAAAUUCGAACAAAAGAGCGACAACCAUUGUCGGAAAAUUAUGUAAAUACACCAAUGACUAGAAGUCAGAAACGUGCACGUUCAAAUGAUAAUCCUAUAACGACAAACAUAUCAACAUCAAUUGUUGAAGAUUUAUCCAUAUCCGGAACAAAAAGACAACAUAAUAAUAUUUUACCAUAUUCAAAUGGUGAUGCUAAUUCUAUUGAUAAUGAUGAUGUUGAUGAUAAUAAUGAUGAUAAAUCAAAUCAUAAUAAUAAUAAUAAUGAUAAUCCAAUAAUGUUGAAAAGAAAAAAACGAAAUAAUAAUGACAUAUACGAUAUGCUUAAUAUUCAAAAUGAACAACAACAACAAACGGAAAAUGAAAAUAUUAAUGAUAAUGAUGUUCAUGAAGAAUCGAUAGCCAAAAUAAAAUUGAUACGUUGUUUAAAACAACGAUUAUUUAAUGAAGAGAUGAAAUUAUUAUUUUUGAAAAAAAUACGACAAAGUCAAUUGAAGGAAAACAUAUCACAACAACAACAACAACAGGAUUCAACAACGAUGUUGACGAAUUCAAAUCAACAACAUGGACAUGGAAAUCAUCAACAGCAACAACAGAAUCAUUCUAAUCGAAUUCAACAACAACAACAACAACAGCUUCUUUCACAUAAUCUAACCAAUUCAUCAGCAUCGGCCGCUGCUGCAGCAGCAUUUGCUAAUAAUUUAUCAUCAUUUAGUGGUUUAAAUUUGACCUCUUUACAACGAGAAUUUGCUCAACACUUAUUAGCCCAACAACAGCAACAGAAUCAUUCAUCAACAUCAACAACAUCACCAUAUUCGGCUGCUGGAUUUAAUUCUCUAUUAAAUUUUUCAAUGCCAACAAGUGGUAGUGGUGGUGGUAGUCAUGUCCAUCAUAAAAAUAUGGCCAAUUUAAUCAAUAAUAAUGUUGCACAUUCGAAUCAUCAUUCACCAUCGGUUAAUACUGGUAUGCAUCAUACACCAGCACAUAUCGGUAAUAAUACGAAAAAUUAUCAUUCAUCGAAUUCGGCUGUUGCUGCAGCUGCUGCUGCCGCCGCCGCUUUGAAUUUCUCCACCAAUCAUCAUCAUCAACAACAACCACAACCGAUGCAAGCACAUAUGUCUAAAUCAUCAAGCGGUAGUCAUCAUGGUUCAUCAUCUUCAGUAAAAACACCAUCACCAGCACAUUUAAAUAAUCCCACUUAUCAUCAUGGAAUUACUGCCGGGCGUUCCCCAUAUAAUUAUAAUCCUCUUGCAGCACCACCACCACCUCCUCCCGUUUUGACCAAACAUCGAAAUAGCAGCAACAGCAGUAGUAUUGGUCAUCCGGAUUCACCGCACGCUAAUUUGAAUGCUGCUCAUACAUCAUCCAUGAAAUCGACUUCAUCUUCGAAUAAUCGUGCCAUUUCAUCGAGUUCGCCGAAUUUGACUUACCAAGAUUUACGACAUUCAUCAUCGUCGAAACAUAAUCAGAUUAUACCACCAAAUGUACCAUCACCGGUAAGCAAUCAUCAGGUAGUUGAUGGCAGUGGUAGCAAUGUUGUUUUGACAAAGGAACAAAUUUUAUUACAAAAACAAUUGGCCACAUUGAAACAAGCAAUGCGUAAACAUGUUGACAAGCCACCGCAACCAAAAAUGAUUCCUUCGGAAAUGCAUUUUAUACCGAAUCCAUCGAAUCCUGAAUUCAUUUAUUAUGUUGGUCUUGAGACUGUUGUCAAUUAUUUGACCGGUUCAAAUCAAAUGCCGCAACCACCGGAACCAUUCGAAUGUGUGCAAUGUGGUACAGAUUUUACACCAGUUUGGAAAUGGAAAGAUCGUUCGAAUCCAUCGAAGCCUUCUGUUAUUUGUGAACAAUGUGUAUCGAAAAAUAUGAAAAAGAUAAUUAGCGAUGAUUAUCAGAAAGAAGUUUCAUCAUAUUCGAAAACAUUUGAAGAAAUUGAAAAGCAUUUGGCGACAGCAACGGCUGCUGCUGCAUCAAUACCCACACCACCUCCACAACAACCAUCACCAUCACCUGUAACACCGGCAUCUCAUAGAACUGUGUCGCCUGCCUCGAUUCCGGGAAAUACAAAUGUUUUACAAAAUCAACCACAACAUUCUUCGUCAUCAUCAUCAAGGCAAUCUUCAUCGAAUCAUUUGACGGCAGCAGCAAACAAUUUAUUCGGCGGGUCAACCGCUGCCGCAUCAAAUAAUCCUGCUCUGAUGGCAGCAGCUGCUGCAAACUUUAACUUACAACAGGCACAAAAUUUGCCAUUUUCAUCAUUAUCGCCAUCACAAUUGGCCGCAAUGGCAGCUUUAUUAAUGCCGCAGGCAAAUCCACAACCAGCGCCUCCACCACCACAACAACAAUCAACGCCUCCAGCUGCACAUAGUGGUUCGUCCCGGCCAUCAGCAGCUUCCACCACAAGUGGAAAUUUUGGCCCUUCAAGUUUAUUUGGCGCUGCUGGAAGCGGAACAACGAAUUCAGCUGCAGCAGCCUUGACUUUGCUACAACAACUACAAUCAUUUCCAAAGAUAAAUCAGGCUCAAUCAUUAUUGUUGGCACAACAGUUGUUGGCUGCAUCAACACCACAAAUUCCACCACCGCAACCAAUAUCAUCAUCUACAGGCCCAUCAGUUGGAAAUAAUCCGAAUGCAUCGACAAUGGCCCAAUUACUGAAUUUCCCUAAUUUCCUUUAUUCAAGCUUGCUGGCUGCAUCAUUGACUAAUAAUCAGCAACAACAACAACCGCAACACAAAUCAUCCGGUUCGGCGGCAAUGGCAUUGAAUGCAGCUGCUGCGGCAAGUAUACCACGACAAUUAUUAAUGGAAAUGUUGCCAGGUGCAAGCGGUAAUAGUAGCGGACAUCAUUCUUCAAGUCGAGGUUCCAGUGGUCAUCAUUCACAACAUAAUUGGAAAUCCUAGAAUGUUGAAUCCAAAAAUCAAAUGACCAAGUUUUUUUUUCGAUUACUGUUUAAUUAUCGAAAUGGACAAUAUUAUUUGAAGAAUAGACGGACAAAACAAAAUUGCCUCUCAUUAUCUUAUUAUUUUUAAUUUUUAAUUUUUCCUUUUACCUUAAUCCUUACACUUAUGCUUUUCAUCGCACACACACACACACACAUUCAUAUUAAUUAGGUCUACAAUAUAUAUUUAUAAAUAAACUAUAGGUUAUCACAAAUUAUCUAUCGAUCCUAUUAUAUUACAACAAAUAUAUUUUACAAUUCUGAAAUGAUAUUUCAAAAAAACAAAAAAAAAAAUUUCAAGAACAAACGACGCAACGAAAAACUUAACCU
Molecule: messenger RNA, 3811 nt
Organism: Dermatophagoides pteronyssinus (European house dust mite)
Lineage: Eukaryota; Metazoa; Arthropoda; Arachnida; Sarcoptiformes; Pyroglyphidae
Biological process (GO): negative regulation of transcription by RNA polymerase II
Cellular component (GO): NuRD complex
Source: RefSeq, a predicted model, not a curated record